This is a messenger RNA of Schistocerca gregaria, 3051 nucleotides long. RefSeq names its product BRCA1-associated protein. NCBI's taxonomy places the organism in Eukaryota, Metazoa, Arthropoda, Insecta, Orthoptera, Acrididae. The coding region runs from base 126 to 1838 and encodes 570 amino acids. The record is from RefSeq and is a predicted model, not a curated record. Gene Ontology annotation, molecular function: zinc ion binding; ubiquitin protein ligase activity. Gene Ontology annotation, biological process: protein ubiquitination; Ras protein signal transduction. Gene Ontology annotation, cellular component: cytoplasm. The transcript has 11 exons.
UCAUUGUUUAUAAACAACAAAGAAAGAAAGUACUGUGUGAACGCGAGUGUAAAGUAAAGGCGUAGAACUUAUUGAAUAUCCGUAUGUUUUUAUGCCUGUAAGUCUGUGUUGGAAAUUUGUAGGUGAUGUCAUUGCCAGUUUCAUUAUGUAUCCUACGUAUUGAAUUAAGUGACGAAUUUAGUGAUAAGAAAAGUGACAAAAAUUCAGGACUUUGUGGUGCGAUGGCUGCUGAGAACAUGAAAAGAUAUGGAAGAGGAAGAAGAGAAAUGCGCAAUCUAACUAUUGAAACUUACUCGAAUGAUGGAGAGUCAAGACCCCGCGGAUUAAUUCCCGGGUCAGAAAGCAGAGAGUCGACCCCUUUGUGUCUUCCAGAAGAAGACAGCAAGUCUCGCCGGUCAUGUGAUUCAGAAUCAGAGUCUGCAUACAAGAUCAGAAGUCAGAUUCCAUUUGUCUCUGGGAAUCCUUUUGUAGAAGUUACGAAAGGAAUUUUACACUUAUAUAAAGAGAAUGAACUCACAUCAAUGGAACGAGCAUCCCAGCGCAGCCAGACCAUAUGCAUUCUUGCAGUACCGGCAACCAUGACCUGCCAUGAUCUCCUUACCUUCACUGCAGCAUGUCAUGCAGACAUUCAGCAUCUUAGAAUUGUUCGAGAUGGCUCUCCAAAUCAAUACAUGGCACUUCUUACAUUCCGUACUCAGCAAGCAGCUGCCGAGUUCUACACGUCAUUCAAUGGUGUGCCCUUUAAUUCUCUGGAACCUGACUGCUGCUGCCAUCUGGUGUUUGUGUCUCACGUUGAGCUUGUAUGUGAAGGGGGAAGUGAAGGUGAACUGGCUCCACCUCCUUCACAUACUGAACUGCCCACAUGCCCAGUUUGUCUCGAGCGAAUGGAUGAGAGUGUCGACGGCAUAUUGACAAUUCUGUGCAACCAUUCCUUCCAUGGUAGUUGUCUGGCUAAAUGGGGAGACACAAGUUGUCCCGUGUGUCGGUAUGUGCAGACACCAGAAUUAGUGGCUGACAACCGUUGCCUCGAGUGCCGGUCAGCAGAUUCAUUGUGGAUAUGCCUUAUAUGUGGGCAUGUGGGGUGUGGAAGAUACGUUCAAGGUCAUGCAUUUGAGCAUUAUCAGCAAACUCAGCACUGCUAUGCAAUGCAACUGGGGAACAAUCGUGUUUGGGAUUAUGUAGGAGACAAUUUUGUUCAUCGUUUACUGCAGAAUAAGGGAGAUGGAAAAUUAGUUGAGGGCACGUCUCCCGACAAGGAAGAGUGUGAAGAAAAGAUGGACUCUGUUCAGCUGGAAUUUACAUACCUCCUGACAUCACAGCUGGAUUCACAGAGGCUUUAUUUUGAAGAUAAACUAGCUCAUAUAGAGCAGCAAGCAUACUUGGAGGCAUCUGAACUGAAGGAAAAGAUCAGUAAACUUUCUGAGGAAAAUGCUCGGCUCCAGACAAAGUUGGCAACCCUGACACGAGAGAAACAAGCUAUGGAUAAAAAGCUAUCUCAAGCGAAUGCUCGAGCAGUAGCAGCAAGAGCUGAGCUCCUGGAGGAACGCCAGAUGGGAAAAGCAUUGCGAGAAAAUCAGGCUGCCUGGCAGGACAAAUUCCAGCAGCUGGAGAAACAGUUUUCAACUUACCGAGAAGAAAAGGACAAGGAACUUGCUGAGGUACGUGAGCAACUGAGAGAUGUAAUGUUCUACCUUGAAGCCCAGAAGCAGAUAUCAGAGUCGUCCGACCGUGAUGAAAUAGCAGAGGGGCAAAUAGUUGUGCCAGAGCCAUCUACAGCAGCUUCUCGUGGAGGAAGCACAGCGAGCCGACAUGGUCGGCAUAGGCGCAAGCAUCGCUAACUCGAGACUUUUGCUGCAUUUUGGGACCAUUUGUGUACUUUAAGUGUUGCAUCAGAUGAUGUAUUUAAACAACUGAAGGUGAUGCCUGUUGCUAUCAUGUCCCUUCUUAUAUUGCAAAACAGUGAUCCCCACUAUGCAAUGUGAUUUACUUAAGUUUUCGUUAUGUACUUGAGUAAAUCUGUUUCCUACAAUUUGAAGGCCUAUAAAUUAUAACUGAUCUAGAAAAUUACUUCUGGCCUUCAUGCAUACUGCAGCAUACAGCUUGAGAUUAUGAAUGUGAUUACAACUUUCAAUUUUCUGCACGAUAGAGAGGACUACACACAGUUGUGGGGAAAAAGCACUAACAUUUGUGUGGAAACUAUAUGUAGAAUAAAAUAAUCAAGGAAAACAUUUUACUGCCCUUUUAAUAUCCAAAUUAAAGUUAGGACAGUCGUUGGUGUUGUAACAACUCUGCUGCCCAUAAGUUCCAUUUUUGAAUCCUAUGAUAAAAGCUUACUGUGAUAUAUUUAUUGAUAAUAACUGUUGCCAUUCAAGCAUAAGUAGCUGUAAAAGAUUUCCUUCUGCGAUGACGUAUAUCGAAAUACAAGUGUUAAAAGAAAAGCUAUGUAAAAUACUGCAAAGAUCUAGAUUGUUGGUUCAGACUUGUUUUAAGUGGAGGAAGUGUUAGUCAUUUGUUGCCAUCAAUAUACAAAUUUAAAGUUCAUGGACUCAAACUAGCUAACUGAAAUGGUCACAGAGUAAAAUGAAAACUACGCUUCACGUCCAUGAGAUCAUUUAGUUACUCCAUGCAUUGUAAAGAUGCAAUUUCUUUUCUGAAUGCAGGUAUACUAUACCAUUUAACUUUGUUAGUUCCCUCUUGAUAUACAGAAAGUUUUGAUUCUUCAUCUAGCUUACAGUAAGGUUUACUAAUGAGCUUGAAAGUAAGGAGCUUCAAGCCCAUUGUACGUGUGUUUUGCUACUUACCCUGAUGUUGCACAUUUUUAAAUUAACAGAAAACAAUCUGUAUCUCAACUGCAAUAGGGUUUACUAUAUCAGAAAUAUUAUGUAUUGUGUACAUUAUUAUAAAUUGUCUUACUGCAUGUAGUUCUCGUAAGGACUGUGUAGUAUAGGUAUUCUUAUGUAUAUAUCAUUUAUUAUAUGUAAAUAAUGUGAGGCCCUGGAUGUUUUGUACGUGUAAAAGUUUUAGAAAAAAAAUAAAAUCUUGUUCUCAAUU